This is a messenger RNA of Rotaria sp. Silwood2, 1650 nucleotides long. Lineage: Eukaryota; Metazoa; Rotifera; Eurotatoria; Philodinida; Philodinidae. The record is from the annotation of a GenBank genome assembly.
AUGGAUACAAAGCAACAUACUUCAAUAAGUCAUACAGUUAAAGAAACAGCGAAUUGUAUUUAUGAACGUUUACGUUCAGGAAUUUCUCGCGAUGUUUCAGCUACAAGAUCAACUUCACAUAUAAUUUUUGUUUUUGGUGCAUCUGGUGAUUUAGCUAAAAAGAAAAUUUAUCCAACACUUUGGUGGCUUUAUCGUGACGGAUUUUUACCUGAACAUGUUCGUAUUAUUGGCUAUGCUCGUAGUCAAUUAACAGUAGAAAAAAUUUUUGAAAAUGCUGCAAAAUAUAUGAAAGUUCAAGAAGAUGAACAUGUUAAAUAUAAACAAUUUAUUGAUCUUAAUUCAUAUAUUGCUGGUUCAUAUGACAAUGGAAAGGAUUUUGAAAAUUUAAAUCAUCAAGCUAAUAAAUUAUCAAAACAAGAAAGUGCACAUCGACUCUUUUAUUUAGCAUUACCACCCAGUGUUUAUGAAUGUGUUACAGAAUUAAUUAGUUUACAUUGUCGACCAAAAUCACCUGGUUGGUUACGUUUAGUUGUUGAAAAACCAUUUGGUAAAGAUCUUGAAAGUUCAAAUAAAUUAUCAACACAUUUAAGUAAAUUUUUUACGGAAGAAGAAAUUUAUCGUAUUGAUCAUUAUUUGGGAAAAGAAAUGGUACAAAAUAUAAUUGUACUUAGAUUUGCAAAUCAAAUUUUAUCAAGAGUUUGGAAUAGAGAUUCGAUUGCAGCAGUUAGUAUUAUUUUUAAAGAAGAUAUUGGAACACAAGGAAGAGGUGGUUAUUUUGAUGAAUUUGGAAUUAUUCGAGAUGUAAUACAAAAUCAUUUAAUGCAAAUAUUAUCAAUUGUUGCCAUGGAAAAACCACGCUCAACUAAGGGCGAAGAUAUUCGUGAUGAAAAAGUAAAAGUAUUACGUUCUGUACGACCAAUUAAACUCGAAGAUGUUGUUAUUGGACAAUAUGUUGGUGAUAAAAAAUCAACAGAUCCCGAACGUCAACAAGGAUAUUUAGAGGAUAAAGGUGUACCAAAAGAUUCAACAACACCAACAUAUGCACAAGUUAUUCUUUCAAUUAAUAAUGAACGUUGGGCUGGUGUACCAUUUAUUCUUCGUGCAGGUAAAGCAUUAAAUGAGAAAAAAGCUGAAAUUCGUAUUCAAUUUCGUGAUGCACCUGGUGGAAUGUUUGAUGAAGAUAUUAAGAGCAAUGAUCCAAAUGGCAGAUUAGCUCGUGAUGAACUUGUUAUACGUGUACAACCAAAUGAAGCUAUUUAUCUGAAAGUAAAUACAAAACGACCUGGCGAAAUGAGUUUUAGUAUUGAAGAAACUGAAUUAGAUUUAACAUAUGGUGAACGUUAUCAAGGUGUUAAAUUACCUGAUGCAUAUGAACGUUUAAUACUUGAUGUACUUACGGGUUCAAAAAUAAAUUUUGUACGUUCAGAUGAAUUACAAGAAGCAUGGCGUAUUGUUGAUCCAAUACUUGCUGAAAUAGACAAGAAAAAAAUUCCAAUUAUACCAUAUACAUUUGGUACUUUUGGAAUACCUGAAGCUUUUGAUGCUGCAGCAAAACAUGGUUAUAUAUUUCGAGGUACUUAUGUUUGGAAAGAUGAACGAGCGGUAUUAGUCUCAUAUAAAGAACAAACAAAAGCUGAAAAUAAAAAAUGA